CUCCUCUUUUUUUUCUUUUCUUUUCUUUUUUUUAUCUUCUUCCAGUUUCUUCGUUCUCUUCUCUGCAACUCUAUUCGAUCCACCACCGAUGUCAUCCACUCCAAAAAAACGCCCAAAAUCCAAACCCAACGCUUCUCCUUCUUCGACUCCACCAAUUCCACACUCAAUCGUGGAGCCACCAGAAAAUUUCUUCCCUUCGAAAGAAGAGUUCUUGAGGCUCCUUGCAGUGCUUGCCAUCGCAUCCUCGGUCGUCGUCACCUGCAAUUUCCUCGUCUCCUUCUUCAACCCCACCCAGAAACCCUUCUGCGAUAGCGUUUCAGACUCCCUUGAUUCUCUCUCAGAUUUUUGUGAGCCUUGUCCUUCAAAUGGAGAAUGUUAUCAAGGCAAGUUGGAAUGUGUUCAUGGCUAUAGAAGGCAGGGCAAUUUAUGUGUUGAAGAUGGAGAUAUCAAUGAAACAGCUAAGAGACUUUCAAAGUGGGUAGAAAAACGUCUUUGUGAAGCCUAUGCUCAAUCUCUGUGCAGCGGAACCGGGACAAUUUGGGCUCGACAAAGUGAUAUAUGGAAUGAUUUAGAUGGACACAUUCUGAUGGAUAAUUUUGGUUUGGACAAUGCCAUUUGGACACAUACCAAGAGAAAGACAAUGGAGACUGUUGGUAAAUUAUUAGAGUCACGAACGACUUCUUAUGGAACUAAAGAGUUGAAGUGUCCAGACUUGCUAGCAGAACAUUAUAAACCACUUACCUGUCGCAUUCGUCAUUGGAUCACCAAGCACGUUCUCGUUAUUGUUCCAGUUUGUGCAUUGCUAUUGGGAUGCACGAUAUUACUUUGGAAAGUUCGCUGGAGAUGGUAUCUAUCGAGCCGAGUUGAGGAGCUUUACCAUCGGGUUUGCGACAUACUCGAGGAAAAUGCUUUGAUGUCGAAGAGUGUAAAUGAUGGAUGUGAAUCUUGGGUAGUUGCCUCUCAGUUACGGGAUCAUUUACUUUUGCCGAGAGAAAGGAGAAAUCAUGUGCUGUGGAAGAAGGUUGAGGAGUUAAUACAGCAAGAUUCUCGUAUAGAUCGGUAUCCAAAGCUGGUGAAGGGUGAGACAAAAGUGGUGUGGGAAUGGCAAGUUGAAGGUUCUCUGAGCUCUAGGAUGAGAAGAAGACAAGAGUCAAGCAAAUCAAAGUCAAGAGAAGGCGUGAAGAUAACUUCCAAUCAACAACAUGGAAUGUUGAAGGCUGGUAAGCUGCAAAAUUCCAGAGCCUAAGCCCUUGAUUUUUUGAUGUGGGUGCACUCUAGGAAAACUGGUCACAUUUUACUGUGGAGAUGAACCAUGGACUAUACCCGCUAGAAAAGCAUGUAGCAAUGACUUCUGUUUCUUUGUAGUGAUACUUGAGUUAAUUAGUACUUGAAUCUGUAGUUGAUGAUACAUGUAAUUGAUGGAAUGGACAGAAGCUUUGGAAAUGUAGACACCCCCACCAAUUCUAUUGUAUUACU
Molecule: messenger RNA, 1476 nt
Organism: Tripterygium wilfordii
Lineage: Eukaryota; Viridiplantae; Streptophyta; Magnoliopsida; Celastrales; Celastraceae
Exons: 10
Coding region: 89-1246 (385 amino acids)
Cellular component (GO): nuclear inner membrane
Molecular function (GO): chromatin binding
Source: RefSeq, a predicted model, not a curated record